This is a messenger RNA of Danio rerio (zebrafish), 1402 nucleotides long. RefSeq names its product ependymin related 1 (gene epdr1). The record is from RefSeq and is marked provisional. Gene Ontology annotation, biological process: cell-matrix adhesion. Lineage: Eukaryota; Metazoa; Chordata; Actinopteri; Cypriniformes; Danionidae. Gene Ontology annotation, cellular component: lysosomal lumen; extracellular region. Gene Ontology annotation, molecular function: calcium ion binding.
AUUGGAUGAAGCAUCCCGCAAACAUCUCUCUGCUCCACUCACAGGCCUCUGAAUCGUUGCGUGAUUUGGUUCAUUUUCUCGUCAUUAUUGCGGUGAACUAGCAGAGAUGUUGGUGUUUGUUGUUUUAUGGCAGGUGUUGUGUUUAUCCGUGUGUUCGGGCUUUCGGGCGGCUCCUCAGCCCUGCCCCGCGCCGCUGCAGUGGGAGGGUCGGACGGUUGAAUAUGAUCACGGCACCGGGAGAAACACACGGGCAGCGGUCUCCUAUGACGCCCAGAACCAGAGAAUCAGGGUCCUGGAGCAGAAGACUGGACACACACCAUGCAAGAAGUUCUUUGAGUACAUCUACUUGUUCAAAAGUGGAGUGCUAUUUCAGAUUGAGGAAAUUACAAAGCAGUGUGCAAAAAUUGCUCUGACGGAGGCCUGGGAUCCUUAUGAUAUACCCCUCAACUCCACAUACGAGGACCAGUACUUUAUUGGAGGACCUGGAGACAUGAUCGAGGUCCAAGAGUGGUCUGAUCGCAAACCAGCUCGCAAAAACGAAGCUUGGGUUGGUGUGUACACUUUGAAAGACUGCUAUCCUGUGCAGGAGACUUACACCAAAAACAGCAGUGUUACCACGUCCACUCGCUUCUUCGACCUUCAGCUGGGCAUCAGUGACCCUGAGGUGUUCAAUCCACCCAGCACCUGCCUGUCUGCUCUGUCUAAGAGGAUGACAUCUGACUGCUGAAAAUCAAUGUCUGCUCACUCAGCAUUAAAUAACAUACGGCUCUGCAUUAGAUCAUCCAUAAUAAAUAGAUGGCUUUCAAUUAACUAAUAUUACACUGACAAAGAGCGCAUGGAAUGAGCGCAGAUACUGUUAAUUAAAGGCUUUGAAAUAAACCAGGAUUGUUAGUUUUAAGUUGAACAGUUCAUGUUGAUUUAUAGUGUGAACUGUGCCUCAUAUCUUAUUGAACCCUGAUUUUUUCAUGCACAGGGUGGACAAAUGUAGUACUUUUUUAACAGUUAAUGUUCAGUUUUAGUUAUUUAAUUUAGAAUUUAAAGUGAUAUUUCACACCAAAAUGACAAUGUACUCACUAUUUACUUAAUCUUGGUUUCAAACCUUUAUGGGUUUCUUUCCACUGUUAAGGAAAUAUAUAUACUACGAAAGUUGCUGAUUACAGUGUUCGAACACUUUUCAAAAAAAUUUCUUUUGUGUCUAACGGUAGGAGAAGAAGCUCUUAAAGGUUUAAAACAAGUAAAAAGUGAGUAGAUGAUGACAGAAAUUCAUAUUUUUGAGUGAACUUGCCCUUCAAUUGGGUUUAUUAAAGUGUUGAUGCUUAUACUCUUUAUUUUACAAUGUUGUUUUAUAGCUGCAGAAAGCCUAAUAAUUUGAUUCUUGUUUGAAUAAAAUUGUUUACCUUGC